CAGUGGAUGUAAAGGCUGUAGGCUUGAUGCAAUGCAGAAAGCAGAAGAACUACAUGAUGUUUGUGUCUUGGUCAGAUCAGAACAAAAUCCUCAUCUACCGGACAUUUCAAGACUUUAAGAAUCUCCAUAAAGAGCUGAAGAGAAAAUUCCCCAUUGAGAAUGGCUCGCUCAGGAGAUCUGACCGGACAAUACCUCGGUUUAAAGAUGUAAAUAUGAAGCACAGGAAGAGUGGGAAGCUGAACAGGUGCCUGGAGAUACUGAAACUGCUGGAAACUUACUGCCAGGAGCUGCUGAAAACGGAUGCUAAGAUCUCGCAGGGUGAAGAUGUGAUUCAGUUUUUCAAGGCACAGACCCAAGACCUAGAUCCCUCCUUUCCUGAGAACAGUGUUGUGAUCAUGCCAUCAGAAAUUGGAGGGGGAAAGAAAAACCAGCCACGGCAGCAGCUCUCUAUUACACACCCCCAGGCAUCCCAGAGCUACAGAUGCAUCGAAACCUUUGAAACCAAAGACACAAAGAACAAGACUUUCAAAGUCGCCAAGAAGGAAAUUGUUGAAGUGUUAAUCAAGGACAUGACUGGAUGGUGGCUAGUGGAAAACGCAGACAAGCAGAUAGCCUGGUUCCCAGCCUCCUACCUGGAAGACAUUGAUGCCCACAAGGAUAUCCAGAAUGCCUUCAGCUCAAACGAGGAAGGCAGCCUGUACUUUGUUGUGAGGGCCUAUGAGUCACAGAAGGCAGACGAGCUCUCGCUGAACAAUGGCGUUGUCGUGGAGGUGGUCAAGAAAUCUGACGAUGGCUGGUGGCUGAUCCGAUACAACGGCCGUACCGGCUAUGUGCCCUCCAUGUACCUCCAGCCCUACAAGAAUCCUCACCACAAACUCCAGACCAUCAUAAGCUGCGGGCUCAACGUCUCCACUCCCAACCUCUCCUCCUCUCCGAUGACUCCCCAGCCCCAGGGUGAGGCCACGGGACAGCACAGGGUGCAGGCUGGCUCUUCCCUUGACCAGACUGAAGAGGACGUGAGCUCUGUGAGAAGCAGAUCAAGGUCUCUGCCCAGAGCCAGCUCCACCCCGGACCUGGAGUCAGACAGCUCAUCCCUCAGCUCGGGGAGCGGCAGCGAGCGUGAUGGCCGGCUGAGCUGGAAGCCUGAAUUGUCAAGAUCUCUGCCCGAAGUGGAACAGGCCAGGGGUUCUCCCCUGGGGCAUGCCUUGGCCACGCACAGCACCAAGUCUCCGCACCUCACUCACAAGGACAGGAACGAUUCUGGCUUUGUGGAGUCAUCUGCAGCUGAUCUAAGUAACUCCCUCGCUGACCCAGACUUGGGCACUUUUGUCCCCAAGGUGCCUGUGCGCCCCUCAGCCCACGAGAUCCUCCAGAGGUGCAGCACCAUCACGAAGCGAGCCGUGCAGCAGUCUUCCUCCCGGCCUGCCCUGCAGGCACUGCUCCCUGUCCCGAGUGUGCACUAG
Charadrius vociferus (killdeer) is the source of this 1463-nucleotide messenger RNA. RefSeq names its product NADPH oxidase organizer 1 (gene NOXO1). NCBI's taxonomy places the organism in Eukaryota, Metazoa, Chordata, Aves, Charadriiformes, Charadriidae. The record is from RefSeq and is a predicted model, not a curated record. The transcript has 8 exons. Gene Ontology annotation, biological process: superoxide anion generation. The coding region runs from base 27 to 1463 and encodes 478 amino acids. Gene Ontology annotation, molecular function: phosphatidylinositol binding; protein binding; superoxide-generating NADPH oxidase activator activity.